AUGGCAGGAAGAGAAAUUCCGGCGGAGGUUCCAAAAAUUGUGUGGAACGGGACCCAACGGAGGUUCGAGACGGAAGAUAAGAAGGCGUAUUUAGAGUAUGUGGAGAGAGAGACAGAGGAGUAUGGUGGCAACGGUAGAGAUAAAGGUAAAGGCAAAGUAGUGAUGGAAUUGCUCCACACCUUUGUCCCUUCUUCCAAGAGAGGCUUAGGUCUGGCUUCUCACCUCUGUGUUGCUGCCUUUACUCACGCCAAAUCCCGCUCCCUUACUAUCAUCCCCACUUGCACUUACAUCUCCGACACUUUUCUUCCGAGGAAUCCUUCUUGGAAUUCUCUUGUGUAUUCAGAAGAUAUUAAAGCAAGUAGUAGCAUGUAAUUGUGUUACUCCAAAAAAAAAAAAAAACGAUUGUGUUAUAGCAUUAUAUUGUAUUUGAGUUACAAUUCAAUUCCAAUAUCGUUUUAGUAUUUUGUGCGACAAAAAAAAAAAAAAUUGUUUAAGGGGCUGAAGUUUCAUUGUCGUUUUGGAGCUAAGUAUCUUUGUUGUUUCAGAUAUGGCUUUUUCCUGUUUUCUUUGAUUCUUUUGUGGUUAGAUAUGGUUAAUUAGAAACAUCAUAUCCAGCACCUACAACUUCUGGUAUUUUAAUUCUUAACACU
Messenger RNA from Cannabis sativa, 650 nucleotides. Its product is annotated as acetyltransferase At1g77540. NCBI's taxonomy places the organism in Eukaryota, Viridiplantae, Streptophyta, Magnoliopsida, Rosales, Cannabaceae. Bases 1 to 372 code for a protein of 123 amino acids. The record is from RefSeq and is a predicted model, not a curated record. The transcript has a single exon.